Paramecium primaurelia is the source of this 1588-nucleotide messenger RNA. The record is from the annotation of a GenBank genome assembly. NCBI's taxonomy places the organism in Eukaryota, Ciliophora, Oligohymenophorea, Peniculida, Parameciidae.
AUGUUAACUUAAAACUAAUAGCAUUAAUUUGAUUUUAAAACCAGGCAAGCUUCACAAAUAGGUAUUAAUACUCUAUUAUUCAUAAUAUAUAUACUACUAUAUAAUUUAAACUAAUUAUUGAUUAUUGUUAUAUUAGAUUUUAGUUCGUUAAAACCACCAAGACAUCCUUAAGGAGAAAAUUAAAUUGAAUUGCAUAGGUAAAUAAAUUAAAAUAAGAAAGAACUUAGAAGCCUCUUCUAUAAAAACGAUAUAAAGUUACUGCAGAUGAAACUGAUUCUAGAAUUCAUAAGAUCUCAUUACCUUCAUUAACAAAAUUUAGAAAAACAGAAUUUAAUCCAGUAGAGAAUAGUAAUUAAUAUAUAAAUAAUAGUUGCAUAACCUAUAUCUAUUCUUAAUCAAGGAAAUGGAUUAAGAAUUCCUAAUAGAUUACCUAAAUUAGAAAGUAGAAAUGAAGUAUCAAAAUCUAAAUAUGAAAUUCAAUUUAAUUAAACUCCAAGAGAUGAAGAAUAAUAGAAAUUAAAACCAAAAUAAAAGAAAACAUCAUUUACACCUGAAUAAAGAAUAUCUGAAAGUCCUGAAAAGAACAGUUCUUAUAGUAAAAAGAAAGGAGGAGGAAAAUAAUGGUAAGGAUUGAAAUUUGUUCAUAAAACAAAGGCUGGUUGUUAAGUUAAUAAAUAAACAAAGACAAAUUAAGAUGCAGCUAUAAUAUUUCCAUCUAAUAUUGAGAGGUAUAAAUGAGCAGUUAUUUAGAAAAGUUAAAAUUAUGGAUUAGUUGGGAUUUGUGAUGGACAUGGUGUAAAUGGACAUUUUGUUUCAGAUCUUAUAAAAUAAAGAUUACCAAGUAAAUUAAGUAUAUUUAAAUUUAGUAUAUUUGGAAUUCUAAUUAUAAUCUCAAAAUCCAGAUAUGGAAGAAUGCUUUAAAAAUGCUUUUGAAUUAACAAAUUCAGAAAUAUUAUAAAGUUAAUUUGAUACAGCAUUAUCUGGAUCAACUACAGUCAUAGCUAUGAUCUAAUAAAAUUAAUUAUGGACAGCCAAUGUAGGUGAUUCAAGAGCUAUAUUGUGUAGAAAUUAAAAUGGUUGGAGAUCAAUACCAUUAACUAGAGAUCAUAAACCAUCAGAUGAAUCUGAAAAGUAAAGAAUUCUAUAAGCUGGUGGAAGAGUAUAAAGUUAAAGAGGUAAUUAUAAUUAAAAAUUUUAUAGAUUUCUUUGGAAAUAAUGUUGGUCCAGAAAGAGUUUGGCUUUCUUAUGUAGAUGCUCCAGGUUUAGCUAUGACUAGAAGUAUGGGUGAUAAAUUAGGAGCAUAAGCUGGUGUUAGUAGUAUUCCUGAAGUAUUUCAAUUUACUUUAUAAUAAAAUGAUAAAUUCCUAGUAAUUGCUUCUGAUGGAGUAUGGGAAUAUUUAUCAAAUGAGGAUGUAUGAAUUUAAUCAUUUAUUCAAUUUAGGUCAUGAAUAUAAUUAUUCCUUAUUAUGAAUAAGGAGAACUUGAUUAAGCAGGAGAGAAAUUAAUGAUGGAAGCCAUAAAUUCUUGGAAGAAGAAUAGUCCUGCUAGAGAUGAUAUAACUUUUAUUAUUGUAUAAUUAAAUAAUUGA